Molecule: messenger RNA, 945 nt
Organism: Salpingoeca rosetta
Lineage: Eukaryota; Choanoflagellata; Craspedida; Salpingoecidae
Exons: 5
Coding region: 1-945 (314 amino acids)
Source: RefSeq, a predicted model, not a curated record
AUGAUCGUAGAAGCUGAAAGCGACCCCAACAAGCGGAAGCGGCACAACGACUACGUCCUGGGUGCCUUCCACCUACUGCAGCUCAUUUUCGCCAGGGACAAGGCACACUACAUCCGGAACAACACACUACACGCCCGGAUGUGCCUCCUCGCGUCGCGCAACUGGGACCGCCUAGAGGCACGAGCCGCGAUCCGGAUGCGGCCGCCACGCACCGACGAGGAAGGACGCGCCGGCAAGGCCCGCCAACACCUCGCAGCGGGAAACAUCUCCAACGCAUACCGCACCCUCGCAGAUGACUCCACGCAACUGGACAGGGCCGCUUACCGCCGCCUGCUGGACGAGGCGUGGGCGGCCAUUGGGGAGGCCCACGCACGGGACGUCGUGCUGAGCAGGAGCAUGCAGAAGCUGCGCUGGUUUGCGCUGCCCACAGACGACAUGGCUGCACCACCGCCAUCAGUGACGGAGGUUGCAGCACAGCAGCAGCACACGCGUUCACAGGAGGGCAUGGUGGAGUGGGGCGACCUGCCUCAGUGGUCGCUCGACCAAGGUGGCGGCGUUGGCAGAUAUGAUGCUGACAAAAGCAGCGACGAGAAUGGCAGCCCUGUGCUCUUGCAGGCGUGGGCGAGUGGUGAUGACGACGGCGACGGCGUUGGUGGCAAUGGCGGUGAUGGUGGUGCAAGCAGCACCAUCUCAUCUGACGAGGAGGCCGAGUUGAACGGACCCGUCUGCUACAACUGCAACGGCCAGCCCAUCGCCGAGGAAGUGGAGGAGGCAGAGCGGCGUCGACGUCGCGCGAAAGCCCAGCGCGUGCUUGACGGGUUUGUCAAGGCAGGCGACCUGGCUGUCCAGGGAAGUGGCGUGGACCCGUCUCUUGCAGGCCUGAUCCUCGGCGUGUGCAUCUGCUUCACCUUUGGGCGCCAGUGGUGCAGUGGCCUCUUCUCCUGA